AUGUUAGGAAUGCAGGGAAGUACGUCUAAGCUGCUGCUCUGCAUCGCCCUCGUCACCCUCGUGUCCUUGGCACACGCAGAUGUCGAGGUAGAUGUCGAGGUAGAUAUUGAGGAUCCCGAAGCCAUGCGCAGGCUGGCGAAGGAGGAAGCGGCGAAGCUUGUCGCUGAGAUGCAAGCGCGAAGGAGGAUGGAGAAGGAAGAGAAAUCAAAGCUAGAAGAGCUCAAGAAUCAGGAAAUGGAAGCAAAAAGGCAGCAAGAAGCAAUGAACCAAGCUGAAAUCGAAGAUACAAAGAAGAAGCAGGCGCAGGAGGAGGAGCGGAAGCGCAAGCAGGCCGAGGAGGAGGAGGAGCGGAAGCGCAAGCAGGCCGAGGAGGAGGAGCGGAAGCGCAAGCAGGCCGAGGAGGAGGAGGAGCGGAAGCGCAAGCAGGCCGAGGAGGAGGAGCGGAAGCGCAAGCAGGCCGAGGAGGAGGAGGAGCGGAAGCGCAAGCAGGCGGCGGAGGAGGAGGAGCGGAAGCGCAAGCAGGCCGAGGAGGAGGAGCGGAAGCGCAAGCAGGCCGAGGAGGAGGAGCGGAAGCGCAAGCAGGCCGAGGAGGAGGAGACUUUGGAAAGGAUGUCUAAGCUUGAGGAGCGGAAGCGCAAGCAGGAGGAGGAGAGCAAAAGACAGGAAGACGAUCGGCUGUCGUUAUUGCAGCAGCGGAAGGAGGGGGAGAUAGCUGAAGAACAGCAGAAUGUUGUCAAGGAGGACUCGCGCAGCAGAGAAGAUGGGACGAAGAAGGCUGAGGAGGCUCCUUCUACUGCAGCUGCCGAGCUCAACAACUUCCUCGCCAGCAUCGGCAUCCCCAAGGACAAGCGCAUCGAAGUCUUGGAGCUGGGGGUGGAGAGCCUGCAGGACCUGAGAUUCCUCGAUGACGCCAGCCUGCAGUCCCUCAAGUUCCCUCAGCAUCAGAUCGAUGCCCUGCGGGUGAAGCGUGACGUUCUGGGCCCGCUCGUGGCCUCAGGGAGGAAGAAGCAGGAAGAGCAGGAGAGUCGCAGAGACGACAGCACAGACGAAGAGCAAGAGAAGGAGGGGGCUGAGAAAAUGCCAGUUGCGAAAGAGGCAGGAAAGAAUCCAUCAGUCGCGUUUCCGUCCUUUUCAGGGAUCAUUUCACGUCCUCGAAUCGCCUUUAUCAAAGACUUGUCCUCCAAGUUGCUGUCGACGACGAUGAAGAAACAAGAGCUUUGA
Molecule: messenger RNA, 1221 nt
Organism: Guillardia theta CCMP2712
Lineage: Eukaryota; Cryptophyceae; Pyrenomonadales; Geminigeraceae
Exons: 9
Coding region: 1-1221 (406 amino acids)
Source: RefSeq, a predicted model, not a curated record